Messenger RNA from Chlamydomonas reinhardtii, 1388 nucleotides. RefSeq lists its product as uncharacterized. Lineage: Eukaryota; Viridiplantae; Chlorophyta; Chlorophyceae; Chlamydomonadales; Chlamydomonadaceae. The record is from RefSeq and is a predicted model, not a curated record. The transcript is spliced from 2 exons. The coding region runs from base 424 to 813 and encodes 129 amino acids.
AAACCGGCGCACGCAGGGGCUGUCGACAAACGGCGUUGAGCUGUCGGGCGCGAGCGCGGGAAGGCGCAGGGCGACCGAUUGCUUCUAUUCAAUGUUCGAAUGCAUUGAUGUUUGCUGGACAUAAAGAAAUAUGUGUUAAAGCAUCCUGGCACCUCUCGGUCUGUUUCCCGGUGGUCGACGCAGGACUUGCACUGCAAGACCUAAUACUCUACAUGCUGCAGUGGCGGUAUCGACAACUAAGUAAAGGUUGCGAGCCGGCGAAGUGGCCAGGGUUUGCAUGCUGGUCGCAUGGCUCGCCACGCGGCUGGCCAUGUGAACGUUUUUCCCUGACUCCCGCCCUGGACAACGGCCUCUUGAGAGGCCGCGAGGCCGAACCCGCCGCAGCCGCAAGCGUGCACACACCUGCCGCCGCCGCCACGGGCGAUGGCGGCCAACAAAAUACUGCUUCGUGGCGCAAGCAGCGAGCAGGCGGAGGCGAUGGCGCGCGGCGACUUCUCUGCUCUGGGCCUGGGAGAGGGCUCGAUGGGCAUGUAUGAACGUCGGUGGCGGGCUAGCAACGCGGGUCGCGUUUGGAAUGUGGAGGUAGUGGUGACCAGGGAUCAGCGGGCGGCCUUCAUCAGGGCUGCGGCGCAGAUUAAACACACCGCAGGCGUGACGGUGGCCCCCUUCCUGACGCCGGAGGGGCGGGCAGCUAGGCGCGCGCGGCAAGCCCAGUUCGACAGCCUGGUGGAACGGGGUCUGCAGCCGUACUGGCGGGGCACGGACAUCGUGACUGAGGAGGGGGACCGGCGCUGCGUACACCCCGUGCAGUAAUGCACAUGGCGGAUAACUGAGAGGGGCGCGCAUUGUGUGUGUGUUUAAGUCCAGCGGAAGUUAGGCUUGUUGGGAAUGCAGGGCUAGGACACAGACGGUUUUGGUUAUUGAUCCUCUCUCUCACUUUGUGGCUGCCCUUAGGCAUAUCCUGCCCUGUGGGGAAGGGAAGGUAGCUAGUGCCGGCGGGGUGCUUGUUUUGCGGUUGCUGCGGCCACGUGCCGGACUUGGACGGUACAUGACUUUUUGCUAGGCGAACAAACAAUGCAUAGUGGCCAGCUGCCGGCUCGCAGCAGUGUUGAUAUAGACGGAGGUGCGGCUUCUAGGGCCAAACCGACGUCUCACAAUAUAGACAGAGGUGCGGCUCUUAGGGCCAAAUCAGUGUCUAACCACAAUAGAUGGAGGUGCGGCUCCUGUGGCCAAACUGACGUCUAACGCUACGCGUAGGCUUGGGAGACAUGUACUGCCAGACCCAUGCGCGACAAACAAGGUGCUAAUGCGCCCCUGGCACUAGCAACUACGGGUUGUCCGGAUACACGAUCACGUGAUCUGAUAAACAACUGUAAACCGUUGUCACA